This is a messenger RNA of Paramecium primaurelia, 447 nucleotides long. Lineage: Eukaryota; Ciliophora; Oligohymenophorea; Peniculida; Parameciidae. The record is from the annotation of a GenBank genome assembly.
AUGGUAAUAUAUUUGUAAAAAGAUCAGCUUCUAUAUUAUAUUUUUUAAAUUUUCCACUUAAAUCAAUCUAUUAUUCUUUCCUUGUUAUUAAAUUUAAAUAAUCAUCUAACUAGAUAAAUUAUAAAUAAGAAGUAAUUGAUAACAAGUCUUAAGCUUAAAAAUAUAUAUAUAGGUUUUCAGGAUACUCAACAUUAAUAAAUCUUAAGAAAGAUUGAUAUUAUAGUAUAUUUAAGGUUUCAACUACAACAGAACUAUCACCUGAAACUAAAGAAAUUAAACAUAAAAUAAUAGCUCCAAUCAUAAAUGCUUUAUUAGACUAUUAUGCUUUAAUGGAUGUUUAUUUUAUUGAUUCAGUAAUUACUUUUGGUAAUUAAAGAGUAAUUGAUUAAUUAUUAUUUUACAGUGACUAAUUAUUUGAGUUAAUAAUUUCUUAAUUUAUUAAAAUGA